Molecule: messenger RNA, 4388 nt
Organism: Pistacia vera
Lineage: Eukaryota; Viridiplantae; Streptophyta; Magnoliopsida; Sapindales; Anacardiaceae
Product: auxilin-like protein 1
Exons: 9
Coding region: 126-4106 (1326 amino acids)
Biological process (GO): clathrin-dependent endocytosis; clathrin coat disassembly
Cellular component (GO): vesicle; intracellular membrane-bounded organelle; cytoplasm
Molecular function (GO): clathrin binding
Source: RefSeq, a predicted model, not a curated record
UUCAUUUCUCCCUCCCUUAUUUUCUCGGUCUUCUCCUCUCCUUCUGACUCUGCAGAGGGAGAAGCACAUAAAGAGAGAACAAGGAGAAGAUUUAGAAAAUCAAAUUAAACAAAAAGAAACCAGAAAUGGAGUAUCACAAAGUCUCCUCUCCAACUUUGUCCAAGAAACUUACGAAUAGCUUUAGCUUCGGUGGAAAGAGCAUAUACGACGGCGUUUUCAGCGGUCCAAGAAAGGUUGUUUCGCGCGUAGAAGAAGACUACGGUGAGAUAUUUAGUGGCACUAGUAGCUGUUCGAUUCCGAUUCUUGAUGUUCCGGAGCUGAACGAGAGAAAGAUUUCGGUUGAUGUUAACAGCUCGAAACUUGAUUAUUCAAAGAUAUUCGGUGGCUUUGGAGAGUUUGAUUUUGGCGUCUCUCAUGAGGAACUUCCUGUGAAACCAAAGAAAAGAGACAGCUGUAUUGAAGAGGCGCGGACACCAGCUGAAACAGGGGCACAUACUUCUAACUUUUCAGUGGAAAAUCAAGUGUUGUCACAAGAAGCCACUCAUGAGUCAUUAGAUGGUGUGAAACAGUCAAAAGUGUUUUACCAUAAAACCAAGGAAGGAGGAAGAAAUGGGAUAAACGGGACAAAAAACUUAGCUCAGUAUCAUGAUGUGCCCGGUUAUAUUCGUUUAAUUGAUGAAGUUGCUCCCUCACAGAUGAAUGGAGGUGAUAAGCCAUUGUCUUCGGUACCAAAUAACACUUACCAUAAUAGAAGUUUCAGUGGGGAGAUAAUGAAAGGCAAAUCUAGCAGGAAAGCUGUGUCAACCCACUCACCUGGGGGUGCUAGAGAACAGGCUUCUGGAGCUGGUACUAGAUCUAAAAAUAAAUCUAAUAGGAGUAGAUCCUAUUCAAAUGAUAUGCCAUUUGAUGCUUAUGAAAUUGGCCUUGGGAAACAUCCUUCAAAAGUAUCACCAUCUUCAACCUCUCCACACAACACUGGUUAUAAUAAAGGUGAUUCAAAGAUACCAAUGACUUCAAAGUUUGGGUUUUCUAAUAGUAAUUCCUCUGAAGAUGCUGCAGAUAUUUGUUCACCGCCUUAUUUUGAUGAGGAAGUAGAUGCAAAUUCAGUUGCUGCUGCCUCUGCUGCUGCUGUGAAAAAAGCAAUUGAGGAGGCUCAAGUUAGGAUAAGAAUUGCAAAAGAAAUAAUGGAAAGAAAGAAGGAGGGGCUUCAAAAUCAUGUGAAGUUGAGAUUUAACAAUGUCUCAAAGACGAAGCAGAGAAGGGAAAGUACAACUAUAGAUAAAGCAAACAAGUUUAGAGAAAAGGAAUGGGAGAAAUGUAAAGUUGAUAUUCAAAUGCCAGUUGCCGGGGUAGGGACACAAAAUGCAAAAUCAAGCCAAGUGGCACUGGACUUCACAGAAAGGGAUAACCUAUUUUAUGCCAAAGGAGCUUCUGAUGAAACACAUGAAAAUAAAAACAAAACAACUCCAGUGGAUCAUAAGUGGGAAGAAGUGACUGAUCGGAUGGAAUCAGUGAAUGAAUGUGAACUGAAAGAGGAAAGCUCUAUUAUGAAUAGCUUUGGGAAGCCAGAAGAAAAUGGUGAGAAAUUAGAAGUUUUUGAAGCCGCUCAUAAACAGGAGGAAAUUGAGAGGAAGCUGAAUGUUGUGGAAGGGGCUUGUGAGAUGAAAGAAUGUGCUGAUAAACCAAAGUUGGAUCAGGAGGUUCAUGAUCGGGAAGAAGAUGGAAAGAAGUUACAGCCUCCUGGGCUGCUGGAAAAAAUGGAGGUGAUGUUUAAAGCAUCCCGUGAAGUAGAAGCUUCUGAAAAGAAACUGAGAAGGUUUCAGGAACCAACAGCAAAUCAGAAGAAUGUAGAAAUGCAAGGAUCUAAGUACGAUGAAUGUAUGAAGAUGAGGACACCAAACUCUGAGCAGGAGUGGUUGGAAAAUGAACAGAAACAAAGCGAGAUAUUUAAACAACAAGAAAAUGAUACUCAAUCUGAAGAUUUUCCUGAAAGGGAAGAGGAUGAGGCUGGACCAAAAGAGAUUUUCGAUCAUAAAAAAAUUGGAAAAGAAGAAGAAGCGGCUUGUGAGUGGGUAGAAUAUGAAAAGCAACAAAAAGAAGCAUGCACUGCAGAAGAAAAUGUAGGACAAAGCAAUGUCCACUGCAGAGAAGAGGCUGAAAAGGUAUAUGAUAAAGCCGAGGAUCUGGAAAAGAUUGAGGUGAGAAUGUAUGAUGUUCAUGAUGGCAAAAAAUGUGACAAGAAACCAGAUGAGGGUAGUGAAGUAAUGAAAGAAAAGAUUAUAGAGCCUGAAGAAAAUGUGAAGAAACUGAAAGAGGCGUAUGAAAUGACAGAAACUGAGAGGAGACAGAAAGAGGGUUGUGAAUGCACAGGAUCUGGACAAAUGCAAGCAGGGAUUGACCAGAAAGCAGAAGACGAGAAGAUCAAAGCAACUCAAGAGGCUCUUGAGCACUGUAAGAACAAUCUUGAGGCAGUUAUUAAUGUAUUUAAGCAAGAAAAAAUUGGGAUUCUAAGUGAUACCCUGGGACCAUCUUGUCAUGAAGAAAACGAUGUAUCUCUGGAGAUACCCACACAUGGAGUCAAUGGGGAGGUAAUGGAAGGAACUCAAGCUUCUUCUGAGUGCAAAGAGAUGGAAACAGAAUUAAAUUCAGCUGAAGUGGCGAAUGAACUGGAGACAAAAGAGGUUUCUGAAGUUGAAAUAGCUGGUUUGGCUCAAGUGGUCCUUGAACACAAAGAGACUAAGGAGAAAGUCAACCAUACAACUGAGGCUAUUGCUUCCAAUUACAAUAGGGUAAAUGUAGGAAACACUGAUAUGGGUCUACCGCAAAAGCAAAAUGAUCCACAUGGAGAGGCAUUCGAGAUUGUCUGUAAUGGUGGAAAGCAUGUUGAAGAAUUGGCUUGUGAAUCAGAAGAAAUCUUUGAGGAUGCUGAGGAAGUUGAUGCUGCAAUUGAACAGGAAGCAGACGAGGAUAACUUUGAAUUUUCCAGUGAGAGUUGGGUUGACAGUGGAAAGAAUAUGGAGGGAACUAGGCUACCUAGCAUCUUUCAAGCGGAAGAGGAAAUGGCAGAGAUAUAUAAUGAUAUCAAGACAAGCCAGAACACAGAAAGAAAGGAAGAGACCUAUUCUGCCGAAGGUUAUAUGCAGAAAGAAGGGGAAAUAGAGAAGGAAAAUUUGAGAAAAACAGAUAAAAUAAAAGAGAAGGAAAGGGAAAAGGAGGAGAGAAUAGCUGUUGAAAGAGCAGUCCACGAAGCUCGUGAACGGGCCUUUACUGAAGCCCGAGAAAGGGCAGAAAGAGCUGCUGUUGAGAAAGCAAAUGCAGAAGCACGUCGAAGGGCAAUGGCUGAAGCCCGAGGAAGGUCAGAGAAGGCUUCUGCAGAGGCAAAUGACAAGACUUCUAUGGAAGCCAGGCUUAAAGCUGAACGUGCUGCAGUAGAGAGAGCGACUGCAGAGGCUAGGGUGCGUGCUCUAGAAAAAGCAAUGUCCGAGAAGGCUGCUGUACCGGCAAGGAAUCAAGCUGUAAAAUCCUCUGGUGCUGCCAGAGAUAAUGGGACGAGACAGAGCUUCACUUCCAACGAUUCACGACAUAGGAGCUCAGGUCCUACCAGAAGUUCAGGACAUCCUACUUCUUCUAAUAACAGUGUUCCUCGCUCUAAUGAUAAUUUUGUUGGAAUUAAUGGUGAAUCGGUUCAGAAGGAUAAAGCUAGUUUGGAGAGGGAUAAACGAACAGCGGAGCGUGCAGCCAAAGCUCUUGCGGAGAAGAAUAUGCGUGACCUUCUUGCAAAGAAAGAGCAAGCAGAGAGAAAUAGAUUAGCAGAAGCUCUAGAUGCCAAUGUCAAAAGGUGGUCAAGCGGGAAGGCUGGAAACCUGCGUGCACUGCUUUCAACCCUGCAAUAUAUCCUUGGGCCUGAUAGCGGGUGGCAGCCAAUUCCUCUAACAGAUCUUGUAGCAACUGCUGCUGUAAAGAAAGCUUAUAGAAAGGCCACUCUUUUUGUUCAUCCUGAUAAGUUACAGCAGCGAGGUGCAACCAUACAGCAAAAGUACACAUGUGAGAAGGUUUUUGAUCUUCUAAAGGAUGCUUGGAACAAAUUCGGUGCCGACGAGCGGUAGACGAUUGUCUUUCAAUGGAGAAUUAUAUUAUAUAGUCAGGAGUACAUAAUUCUUAAUUAUGACGUCAUUACAAGUAGGAAACAAGCUUUAGCCAUUGUUUUUUAACACUCAUUUUUAUGCUGGUAAGCAAUUGUCCUUCGACAAUGCAUUUUCUGUAGUCCAAGCACAUAAUAUGUAACUGUACCCUAUUAUAACUAGUAGGAAACAUGCUUUAGCCAAUCUUUUUAUACUUAUUUGUGGAGCUCGUAUAAACUAUAAAGACGUACCUCCGUAAACCAUUGG